GCGUCGUCGACAUUCUAGGCAGUUUACUGUAUGACCAUGGGCUAUGCAAAGAAGAACAGACGACACGGCAAAGAAGACUCGGACAGAAUGACAUUGACAGACGGUGACUCGUUGGAGGACACCGCUCGGGUGGAGCCAACGACCUCGUCGUCCCGGCCAUCUCUUGAGACCAGCAGUGGCGACGACAGAGUUGCUAGCUCAUCGCCGCCAACGGUUGGCUCGCCGGUGCAAGGCGAGCCAUUGCAUUCCACGCAUGCUUCGGAUGCUCCCAUGCCGUGCAAUGCAAACGAAGAUGAACAUCAUGUUGUGUCGAUACCCCCUCGAGUCCAAGUGACUACUGGUACUUCAGACACGACGACCGUCCCCGUGGACUUGGUCGAAUGCGACGACACCAUCGACGAAGACGACUACAACUUCCGCCUCAAGUACCGCACCGAGAUGACGUGGCAGCUCGUGUACUUUCUCAUAUGGAACCUCCUCGCGCGGCACUCGUGGGGUCUAUGGAUCGAAUUUGCCGGCGUCGUCCUCGCCUACUCGGUCGUGGGCGUCGCUGGCUCGCUCAAUCCGAAGCGGUACCCGGCGUCGUGGUGCCUCUGGUCCGUGCGCUGCUACCUCUGGCUCAACCCCCUCGUGCAAGUGUACAACGCGCUCUGGUUUGGGCGCCUCUUUUUCCUCGACAACGUGUUUUGGUUCACUUACGUGACCAUGCUACUGAAUUUUGGGGUGCUCUACUGCGGCUACGUCAGUGCCAGCGAAUACUAUGACAACGACCUCGUCCACUUUAUGCAGCGGCACUUUGCUGCAUCACCAUCGUCUGGUCCUAAAGUCAACGGCGAUACAGACAGUAGUGUAGCCGUGGACGUGGGAAUGUUACAUUUGAAUUGACUUGUAACCGAUGUAACCGAAACAUUAAAGUAAC
Aphanomyces astaci is the source of this 919-nucleotide messenger RNA. RefSeq lists its product as hypothetical. The record is from RefSeq and is a predicted model, not a curated record. NCBI's taxonomy places the organism in Eukaryota, Oomycota, Saprolegniomycetes, Saprolegniales, Verrucalvaceae. The coding region runs from base 31 to 885 and encodes 284 amino acids. The transcript has a single exon.